Messenger RNA from Rhinolophus ferrumequinum (greater horseshoe bat), 10863 nucleotides. RefSeq names its product FRAS1 related extracellular matrix 2 (gene FREM2). Gene Ontology annotation, cellular component: membrane. Gene Ontology annotation, biological process: cell communication. NCBI's taxonomy places the organism in Eukaryota, Metazoa, Chordata, Mammalia, Chiroptera, Rhinolophidae. The record is from RefSeq and is a predicted model, not a curated record.
AUGCACGCAACCAGGGACCUUGGGACAGCCUCCCGCGCGCGCCGGACAGCCAGCCGCGCCGCUUUUCAGCCGAUGCCUCCGCCGUCGGCCGGGCUGGUAGUGCUGCUGCUUCUGCUGUCACUGGUAAGCCGCGUUUCGGCACAGUCCGAUGCCGCCGGCCGGGCAUUGCUGUCCCCGGAUCUCGCGGGGGUUGCAGGUGUCCUGGCCGAGGACGCUAUAGUGAUAGCGAACCGUGGGCUCCGGGUGCCCUUUGGUCGUGAGGUCUGGCUGGAUCCGCUGCACGACCUGGUGCUGCAGGUGCAGCCGGGAGACCGCUGCGUGGUGACUGUGCUAGACAACGACGCGCUGGCCCAGCGACCCGGCCGCCUGAGUCCCAAGCGCUUCCCGUGCGACUUUGGCCCUGGAGAGGUGAGCUACUCGCACCUGGGCGCGCGCAGCCCGUCGCGGGAUCGCGUCCCGCUGCAGCUGCGCUACGACACGCAGGGAGGGGCGGCAGUGCUACCCUUGGUGCUGGAGGUGGAGGUAGUCUUCACUCAGCUGGAAGUUGUGACUCGGAACUUGCCCCUGGUUGUGGAGGAGCUGCUGGGAACCAGCAAUGCCCUGGAUGCGCGGAGCCUGGAGUUCGCCUACCAGCCCGAGACCGAGGAGUGUCGCGUAGGCGUCCUGUCAGGCUUGGGUGCUCUGCCGCGCUAUGGGGAACUCCUCCACUACCCGCAGGUCCCAGGCCCAGCCAGCGAGGGGGGCGCCCAGGAGCCUCUCCUGAUGGACUGCAAAGCUUUCCAGGAGCUAGGCGUGCGCUACCGCCACACAGCCCCCGGUCGCUCACCAAACAGGGACUGGGUGCCUAUGGUGGUGGAGCUGCGUUCCCGAGGGUCUCCUGUGGGCAGCCCUGCUUUGAAACACGAGCACUUCCAGGUGCUGGUGAGAAUCCGAGGAGGGGUCGAGAACACCGCACCCAAGCCCAGUUUUGUGGCCAUGAUGAUGAUGGAGGUGGACCAGUUUGUAUUGACCGCCUUGACCCCAGACAUGUUGGCAGCGGAGGAUGCUGAGUCUACCCCUGACUUGUUGAUCUUCAACCUCACCUCUCCGUUCCAGCCUGGCCAGGGCUACCUAGUGAGCACUGAUGAUCGCAGUCUGCCCCUCUCCUCCUUUACUCAGAGAGAUCUGCGCCUGCUGAAGAUUGCCUACCAGCCACCCUCUGAGGACUCUGACGAGGAGCGUCUCUUUGAAUUGGAGCUGGAGGUAGUGGACCCGGAAGGAGCAGCCUCAGAUCCUUUUGCCUUUAUGGUGGUAGUGAAGCCCAUGAACACCCUGGCUCCCGUGGUCACCCGGAACACUGGUCUCAUUCUCUAUGAGGGCCAGUCUCGGCCCCUCACAGGCCCUGCAGGCAGUGGACCACAAAACUUGAUCAUCAGCGAUGAGGAUGACCUAGAGGCAGUGCAGCUGGAAGUGGUGGCUGGGCUCCGGCAUGGUCACCUUGUCCUUCUGGGUGGCUCCAUUGGCAAAUCUGCCCCUAAGACCUUCACGGUAGCUGAACUAGCAGCCGGCCAAGUGAUCUACCAUCAUGAUGACAAAGAUGGCUCACUGAGUGACAACCUGGUGCUCCGAAUGGUGGACGGAGGACACAGGCACCAGGUGCAGUUCCUGUUCCCUAUCACCUUAGUGCCUGUGGAUGACCAGCCACCCGUCCUCAAUGCCAACACAGGGCUGAUGCUGGCAGAGGGUGAAACAGUGCCCAUCCUACCCUUUGCUCUAAGUGCAACUGACAUGGACUCAGAUGACUCUCUGUUGCUGUUUGUGCUGGAGUCUCCCUCAACGACAGGGCAUCUGCUUCUCCGCCAAGCGCAUCCUCCCCAUGACGUGGAGGAGCUUAUCCGGAGCCCUUGGAGGAAACAGGGAGCAUUCUAUGAGAAAAUGGUGACAGAAUGGCGGCAGGAGGACAUAAUGGAGGGGAGGCUGUUCUAUAAGCACUCUGGGCCCCACAGUCCCAGGCCAGUGAUGGAUCAGUUCACAUUUCGAGUCCAGGAUAACCAUGACCCCCCUAAUCAGUCGGGGCUGCAGAGGUUUGUGAUCCGCAUCCAUCCCGUGGAUCGCCUCCCUCCAGAGUUGGGCAGUGGCUGUCCCCUUCGGAUGGUGGUGCAGGAAUCCCAGCUCACACCGCUGAGGAAGAAGUGGCUGCGCUACACUGACCUGGACACAGAUGACCGAGAACUACGUUACACCGUGACUCAGCCUCCAAUGGACACAGAUGAAAACCACUCACCAACCCCAUUGGGCACCUUGGUCCUGACUGACAACCCUUCCGUCGUCGUGGCCCAUUUUACCCAAGCCCAGAUCAACCACCAUAAAAUUGCUUACAGACCCCCAGAUCAAGAACUGGGAGUGGCUGCCCGAGUGGCCCAGUUCCAAUUCCAGGUGGAGGACCGAGCUGGGAAUGUAGCUCCAGGCACCUUCACCCUUUACUUGCAGCCAGAAGACAACCAGCCACCUGAGAUCCUCAACACUGGCUUCACUAUUCAGGAGAAGGGACACCACAUCCUGAGUGAGUCUGAGUUACGUGUGAGUGAUGUAGACACUGAUGUAGCCCACAUCUCAUUUACUCUAACACAGGCACCCAAACAUGGUCACAUGAGGGUGUCUGGACAGAUCCUGCGUGUAGGUGGGAUUUUCCACUUGGAGGACAUUAAACAGGGUCGGAUUUCCUAUGAACAUAACGGGGAUGAGUCCUUGACUGACAGCUGCUCCUUGGAGGUCAGCGACAGACACCAUGUGGUGCCCAUCACUCUCAGAGUGACUGUUCGGCCAGUGGAUGACGAGGUGCCCAGGCUGAGCCUUCCUACAGGCACUCUGGGGUCCUAUCUAGACGUUUUAGAAAAUGGGGCUACAGAAAUCACUGCCAAUGUCAUCAAGGGGACUGAUGAGGACACUGAUGAUUUGAUGUUGACUUUCCUCUUGGAAGAUCCACCCUUAUAUGGAGAAAUCCUAGUCAAUGGAGUUCCAGCAGAGCAGUUUACCCAAAGGGACAUCCUGGAGGGCUCUGUGGUUUAUGCCCACACCAGUGGUGAGAUAGGCCUGUUGCCCAAAGAGGACUCUUUUAACCUGAGUCUGUCAGAUAUGUCUCAAGAAUGGAGAAUAGGUGGCAAUUCUAUUAAAGGAGUUACUGUGUGGGUGACCAUCCUUCCUGUUGACAGCCAGGCCCCAGAAGUUUCUGUAGGUGAACAGUUUGUAGUGAUGGAAGGUGAUAAAAGUGUCAUAACCUCAAUGCAUAUAAGUGCUGAAGAUAUUGAUUCCCUAAAUGAUGACAUCUUGUGCACUAUAGUUAUUCAGCCUACCUCAGGUUAUGUUGAAAACAUUUCUCCAGCACCAGGCUCUGAAAAAUCAAGAGCAGGAAUUGCCAUAAGUGCCUUCACCCUGAAAGAUCUCAGACAGGGUCAUAUUAACUAUGUCCAGAGUGUCCAUAAAGGGGUGGAACCUGUGGAAGACAGAUUUAUAUUUCGUUGUUCUGAUGGCAUUAACUUUUCAGAGAGACAUUUUUUCCCCAUCGUAAUCGUUCCCACCAAUGAUGAACAGCCAGAAAUAUUUAUGAGAGAAUUUAUGGUGAUGGAAGGCAUGAGUCUGGUGAUCGAUACACCCAUUCUCAAUGCUGCUGAUGCUGACGUUCCCCCGGAUGAUCUAACUUUCACUCUUACCCAGUUUCCUACUCAUGGUCAUGUCAUGAAUCAGCUGAUCAAUGGCACAGUUUUUGUUGAAAGCUUCACUUUGGACCAGAUCAUAGAGAGUUCCAGCAUUAUUUAUGAGCAUGAUGAUUCUGAGACUCAGGAAGAUAAUUUUGUGAUUAAACUCACAGAUGGUAAGCACUCUGUGGAAAAGAUGGUGCUCAUUAUGGUUAUCCCUGUCGAUGAUGAGACCCCCAGAAUGGCCAUUAAUAAUGGACUAGAAAUAGAAAUUGGGGAAACCAAAAUUAUACACAACAAAAUAUUAAUGGCAACUGACUUAGAUUCUGAAGACAAAUCUUUGGUUUAUAUUGUUCGUUAUGGGCCAGGACAUGGCUUAUUACAGAGAAAAAAACCUACAGGUGCCUUUGAAAAUAUCACACUGGGCAUGAAUUUUACCCAGGAUGAAGUAGACAGAAACUUAAUUCAGUAUGUCCAUUUUGGGCAAGAGGGCAUUCGAGAUCUAAUUAAAUUUGAUGUGACUGAUGGAGUAAAUGCCCUCAUAGAUCGAUACUUUUAUGUAUCUAUUGGCAGCAUUGACAUUGUCUUCCCUGAUGUGAUAAGUAAGGGAGUGUCCCUGAAAGAAGGUGGUAAAGUCAUCCUCACAACAGACCUACUAAGCACCAGUGACUUGAACAGUCCUGAUGAAAACUUAGUUUUUACCAUCACCAGGGCUCCCAUGAGAGGUCUCUUAGAAUGCACAGAUCAACCUGGAGUGUCCAUCACAUCUUUCACUCAGCUCCAACUGGCUGGUAACAAAAUCUACUACAUCCACACCGCUGAUGAUGAGGUAAAGAUGGACAGUUUUGAGUUUCAAGUCACUGAUGGACAUAACCCUGUGUUCCGGACAUUCCGUAUCUCCAUUAGUGAUGUGGACAAAAAGCCAGUCGUCACCAUCCAUAACCUGGUUGUCAGCGAAGGUGAAAACAAGCUGAUCACUCCGUUUGAACUCACUGUUGAAGACAGAGAUACUCCUGACAAACUCCUAAAAUUCACUGUCACGCAGAUGCCUGUUCAUGGCCAACUCCUAUUUAACAAUACCAGACCUGCCAUGGUUUUUACCAAGCAAGACUUGAAUGAAAACUUAAUUAGCUACAGGCAUGAUGGCACGGAGUCAAGUGAAGACAGCUUCUCCUUCACGGUGACUGAUGGUUCCCAUACAGAGUUCUAUGUUUUUCCUGAUACAGUAUUUGAAACAAGAAGACCCCAAGUGAUGAAGAUCCAGGUCUUAGCUGUUGACAAUAGUGUCCCCCAAAUUGCAGUGAACAAAGGGGCUUCUACACUUCGCACUCUGUCUACUGGCCACUUAGGAUUCAUGAUCACAAGCAAAAUAUUGAAAGUGGAAGACAGAGAUAGCUUACAUUUUUCUCUUAGGUUUAUUGUUACAGAGGCCCCUCGACAUGGAUAUCUCCUCAACCUGGGCAAAGGCAACCACAGUGUCACUCAGUUUACACAAGCUGACAUUGAUGACAUGAAAAUAUGCUAUGUUUUAAGAGAAGGGGCAAAUGCCACAAGCGAUAUGUUCCAUUUUACAGUUGAAGAUGGUGGUGGAAACAAGUUACCCAACCAGCAUUUUCGUCUGAAUUGGGCGUGGAUCUCCUUUGAAAAGGAAUAUUACCUGAUCAACGAGGACUCCAAAUUUCUAGACGUCGUUCUUAAACGUAGAGGUUACUUGGGAGAGACUUCAUUUAUAAGUAUUGGCACGAGAGAUGGGACUGCAGAAAAAGACAAAGACUUCAAGGGCAAAGCACAGAAACAAGUGCAGUUCAACCCAGGCCAGACCAGGGCCACGUGGAGAGUACGCAUCCUGAGUGAUGGGGAGCAUGAGCAGUCCGAGACCUUCCAGGUGGUUCUCUCAGAGCCCGUGCUGGCUGCCCUGGAAUUCCCCACAGUGACUACGGUGGAGAUUGUUGACCCAGGAGAUGAAUCAACUGUAUUUAUUCCCCAGUCUGAAUACUCCAUUGAAGAAGACGUCGGUGAACUGUUCAUUCCCAUCAGAAGAAGUGGAGACGUGAGCCAAGAGUUGAUGGUGAUCUGUUACACACAACAAGGAACGGCAAGCGGAACUGUGCCGACAUCAGUGCUGUCCUAUUCCGAUUACAUAUCCAGGCCCGAGGACCACACCAGUGUUGUCCGCUUUGACAAAGAUGAGCGUGAGAAAAUGUGUCGGAUCGUUAUUAUUGAUGACUCCUUGUAUGAAGAGGAAGAAACAUUCCACGUCCUUCUGAGCAUGCCCAUGGGUGGGAGAAUUGGGUCAGAGUUCCCAACGGCUCAGGUUACAAUCGUCCCUGACAAGGAUGAUGAACCCAUCUUCUACUUCGGUGAUUUUGAGUACUCUGUGGAUGAGAGUGCCGGCUAUGUGGAAGUGCGGGUGUGGAGGACAGGCACUGACCUGUCCAGGGCUUCUAGUGUCACCUUGAGAUCUCAGAAAAUGGACCCUCCCUCUGCCAAUGCUGGAACAGACUAUGUGGGAAUUAGUCGUAAUUUAGAUUUUGCACCUGGAGUCAACAUGCAGACUGUUCGUGUUAUUAUUCUGGAUGAUCUUGGCCAACCACUGCUGGAGGGAAUUGAGAAAUUUGAACUGGUGCUUCGUAUGCCUAUGAAUGCUGCCCUCGGCAAACCCAGCAAAGCCACAGUGUCCAUAAAUGACUCUAUCUCAGAUUUGCCUAAGAUGCAAUUCAAAGAACGAGUAUACACUGGCAAUGAAAAUGACAGGCAGAUAGUUGCAAUGAUCCACAGGAGUGGAGAUCUGCAGUACAGGUCCUCAGUGAGAUGCUACACACGGCAGGGGUCUGCACAAGUGAUGAUGGACUUUGAGGAACGCCCAAACACUGAUAUCUCCAUCAUCACAUUUCUCCCAGGAGAAACUGAAAAGCCUUGUACCCUUGAGCUGAUGGAUGACACACUCUAUGAGGAAGUAGAGGAGCUCCGCCUGGUUCUUGGCACCCCACAAAGCAACUCUCCCUUUGGGGCUGCAGUUGGUGAACAAAAUGAAACUCUGAUAAGGAUCCGAGAUGAUGCUGAUAAGACAAUUAUUAAAUUUGGAGAAACCAAAUUUAGCGUCAGUGAACCUAAAGAACCAGGAGAGUUGGUGGUUAUAAAGAUUCCAGUGAUUCGCCAAGGAGACACUUCCAAGGUUUCCAUCGUCAGAGUCCACACAAAGGACGGCUCAGCCACCUCUGGAGAAGACUACCACCCUGUGUCGGAAGAAAUCGAGUUUAAGGAGGGAGAAACCCAGCACAUUGUUGAAAUUGAAGUAGUCUUCGAUGGGGUUAGAGAGAUGAGAGAGGCCUUCACUGUUCACCUGAAACCUGAUGAAAAUAUGAUAGCAGAGACACAGGUGACCAAAGCCAUUGUGUAUAUAGAAGAAAUGAACAGCAUGGCAGAUGUCACUUUUCCUUCUGUCCCUCAAAUUGUGUCCUUACUGAUGUAUGAUGACACUUCCAGAGCUAAAGAGAGUGCUGAACCUGUGUCUGGCUAUCCUGUCAUCUGUAUCACAGCUUGUAACCCUAAAUAUUCAGACUAUGACAAAACAGGCUCUAUUUGUGCGAGUGAGAACAUCAAUGACACCUUAACCCGGUACCGAUGGCUGACUAGUGCACCCACGGGCGCUGACGGUGUGACCAGCCCCAUGAGAGAAGUGGACUUUGACACCUAUUUUACGUCAUCCAAGAUGAUCACUUUAGACUCCAUAUACUUUCAGCCUGGCUCCAGAGUGCAGUGUGCAGCUCGUGCAGUCAAUGGCAACGGCAACCAAGGCCUGGAGCUAAUGAGCCCUAUCGUGACCAUCGGCAGAGAAGAAGGUCUUUGUCAGCCCCGGGUGCCAGGGAUAGUGGGAGCAGAGCCAUUCUCAGCAAAGCUGCGCUACAUGGGCCCCGAGGACCCAGAGUACACAAACCUUAUCAAGCUCACGGUCAUGAUGCCACACACAGACGGCAUGCUCCCCGUGAUCUCCACUAAAGAGCUUUCCAACUUUGAGCUCACCCUCAGCCCCGAUGGCACAAGGAUUGGAAACCACAAGUGCUCGAAUCUCCUGGAUUAUAGUGAAGUAAAGACCCAUCAUGGUUUUUUGACUGAUGCUACAAAGAAUCCAGAAAUAGUUGGAGAGACAUAUCCUUACCAGUACAGCUCAUCUAUCAGAGGUUCCAGUACCUUACGAUUCUACCGAAACCUGAACUUAGAGGCCUGUUUAUGGGAGUUUGUUAGCUACUAUGACAUGUCAGAACUUCUCACGGACUGUGGAGGCACCGUUGGAACAGAUGGACAGGUCCUAAACCUAGUGCAGUCCUAUGUGACUCUUCGAGUCCCUCUGUAUGUUUCCUACGUGUUCCAUUCCCCUGUUGGAGUAGGAGGCUGGCAGCAUUUUGACUUGAAGUCCGAGCUUCGUCUAACUUUUGUGUAUGACACUGCCAUCUUGUGGAAUGAUGGAAUUGGCAGCCCACCAGAAGCUGAACUCCAAGGUUCUCUAUAUCCAACCAGCAUGCGCAUCAGUGAGGAGGGACGCUUGGUUGUGAACUUUAAGACAGAGGCUCAGUUCCAUGGUUUGUUCGUGCUGUCACAUUCCGCGUCAUUCACAAGCUCAGUGAUUAUGUCAGCUGAUCAUCCAGGCCUGACAUUUUCCCUGCGCCUAAUAAGGAGUGAACCAACCUAUAACCAGCCAGUCCAGCAAUGGAGCUUUGUGUCUGACUUUGCAGUACGUGACUACUCAGGGACCUACACUGUAAAACUGCUGCCAUGCACCACUCCAUCACAUCAGGAGUACCGCCUGCCAGUCACUUGCAACCCCAGAGAGCCUGUCACCUUUGACCUUGACAUCCGAUUCCAACAGGUCAGUGAUCCAGUGGCAGCUGAGUUUAGCCUGAACACCCAAAUGUACCUACUCUCCAAGAAGAGUCUCUGGUUGUCUGAUGGCUCCAUGGGAUUUGGGCAUGAGAGUGAUGUUGCUUUUGCAGAAGGUGAUGUAAUUUAUGGUCGUGUCAUGGUAGAUCCUGUCCAGAAUCUAGGUAAUUCCUUUUACUGCAGCAUUGAGAAGGUGUUUCUUUGCACUGGAGCUGAUGGCUAUGUUCCCAAGUACAGUCCAGCAAAUGCAGAAUAUGGCUGCUUAGCUGAUUCUACUUCACUCUUAUAUAGAUUUAAAAUUGUGGACAAAGCUCAGCCAGAGACACAAGCCACCAGUUUUGGAAAUGUCCUAUUUAAUGCCAAACUGGCAGUGGAUGACCCUGAAGCUAUUCUCUUAGUGAAUCAGCCUGGAUCCGAUGGAUUUAAAGUCGACUCCACACCGCUCUUUCAGGUCGCUUUGGGCCGAGAAUGGUACAUACACACAAUCUACACAGUAAGAUCAAAAGACAGUGCCAAUGGAGGCAUUGGCAAAAGAAGUGUGGAGUACCAGUACCACUCUGUAGUGAGUCCAGGGAAGCCCCAGGCAACUGCCAAGAGCAGGAAGAAGAGGGAAAUCAAAAGCACACCCCCGCUGGUGUGGGAAAUCGGAGCUGAAAACAACCGGGGAACAAAUAUCCAGCACAUUUCCCUGGACCGCACCCACAAGAAGCAGAUCCCCAAAGGGAGAGUUCCUCCUGAUGGCAUCCUCCCCCGGGAGCUCAACAGUCCCAGCUCUGAGGUCAGCCUGGUCGUGGUCAUGGGAGGUGUUGCAGUGGGAUUACUCACUCUCGGCCUCAUCGCCAUUGCAGCAUUGAUGUGCAAGAGCAAGAAGAGUGCCAGGAGGAAGGAUGCCCCAAAAGGCUCAGGCAGUAGUGAGCCCAUGAUGCCACCGCAGAGCCACCACAGUGACAGCUCAGAGGUUUGAUGACCCCAGGUGGAAUUCAACUUUUUCCUCAAGUGCCUCAGACUUAAGACAAUAGAAACCCAGUGACAGAAAAUUGGGGACUUCUGUGAUGAAGCUGCUCGGAGGACCUGACUGUACUUUGAUUUGAAUUCUGUCUGCUCUUUCAUACACCCAAGGACAAAGUCAGAUCGCAGACCACAUCUUUCCUCUUGCCCAGAGGCAGCAGCAAUGUGUUCACAGGUACACAAAGCCACAGAUGGACGGAGAGGAAUGGACUUCUCGUUUUAGGCAUUUUCUCUACACAGCCGAGAUGAACCUUUUCAAAGGUGCUAACAGACUCUCUCAGAAGUUUCAGAGGAGUCUUCCGUUGCUAUGUUAGUAUGAACCUUGAAGGUGCAAUUAUCACAGUUUCUUUGUUGUAUAACAGUUUAUUACUAGAAAGGUUUUAAUUGGUAGUCUGCAAGAAUGAUAAACACUUUGUUUAUUAUAACAAAUUUUCUAAUAGGUGAAGACAGCAUAGAGUUAACGACCAGGGGUAGCUCAACCCACAGAUCACCUUUUCUACUACUUGGAAGGAAGUUGAAAGAAAGAUAGAGGGAAAGUAACUCACUAAUUUGGAUGGUAAUUGUUUCUCAUCCUCCUCAGACCCUCCUUGUUUAGUUUGCUUAUUUAAUUUUAAAUUAAACCAAAGAAUAUGUUAAGUCUGGAAGCGACUAUUGAAGAGAGACUGUUCAGUUUUGGUAUAAAGUGAAAAACAGUAGAGUUCUUGCAUGAUAAUAUACCUUACUGGUGCUCAAUAUUUGUGGGAAAUUAGAGGGUUGGUGACAUUUUGAUGACAAAGAAAUGCCAUAGAGUUAGAUUCGCAUUUCACAAGACAAUGUUCUCUAAGAACUGAGCCUAGAUGUUUGCAGUAUUGAACCCAUAAAUGAUAAUGAGAACAUCAUUAUGUGGAGGAAGAGAGUGAUAUUUAUUAAUAUAAUAUGUUUAACCAAAGUGCUUCUUAUACAUACUUUAUUGAAUAGAAGAACAUUUUAACAGAUGAUACAUGAGGUUAAACCCUCAGAGUAGCAUAGUCACACAACCAUGUCCAGAACUUCAAUUGGCUAUAGGACAUUAUCUUAGCUUUCUAAUCAGCAUCUGCACCAAACCAUGGAAAUCUCUGCAACUGUCAUUCCAAAGAUGGUCUUGGUGGUGGCCAGCAUCGUCUGUCAUACUCUUCUCAUAUCCAAGAGCAAAGCCUCAUUCUUUGGCAUCUCCAGUUGAGUGAACUGAUGCAUUGAGGUCUCUCUCAGUAUCUAAAAAUAUAAUUUGUAACACUGCUUACAGCGUUAAAAACCAAGGAACUUGAUUGAAUGAACUUGCCUGGCA